Messenger RNA from Glycine soja, 1988 nucleotides. RefSeq names its product phospho-2-dehydro-3-deoxyheptonate aldolase 1, chloroplastic-like. Gene Ontology annotation, biological process: aromatic amino acid biosynthetic process. NCBI's taxonomy places the organism in Eukaryota, Viridiplantae, Streptophyta, Magnoliopsida, Fabales, Fabaceae. Gene Ontology annotation, molecular function: 3-deoxy-7-phosphoheptulonate synthase activity. The record is from RefSeq and is a predicted model, not a curated record. The coding region runs from base 220 to 1770 and encodes 516 amino acids. The transcript is spliced from 5 exons.
UACCCCAAAUAGUGGGAGUUACAAAUUGAGAAUUUGACUUGCUGACCAGCUACUACUAUAUCUAAUCCCUCAUAUUCCCCAUAAUACCCCUGAAUCUUUGAAUAGACGAAAAUACCCUUCCCCAACAACCCCCUUCCUUUAUAAACUGUCAUAUCCCUAUUCUACGUUAGACCAUUGUCAGUGUUUGCGAGAUCAUAGAUAGACACACACACAACCACAAUGGCUGCCACUGCUUCCAACUCUCUCCUUUGCACCAAAACGCUAGUCCCAACCCUCCCUUCUUCCUCCAACAACCUCAACAACAGCAACCAAUGCUCCUCCUUUCCCAGGCCCAGGCCCAGGCCCAUCCAGGCCCUGAACAACUCCGUGACUGUAAUAACCGACAAGAAGUGCGAGGCAAAGUGGGUGGUGGACAGCUGGAAGUCCAAAAAGGCUCUUCAACUCCCGGAAUACCCGGAGCAAGAGAAGCUCCAGUCGGUGCUCAAGAGCCUGGAAGCCUUCCCUCCGAUUGUGUUUGCCGGAGAGGCCCGCAACCUCGAGGAGCGCCUCGCCCAGGCUUCCAUGGGAAACGCGUUCCUCCUCCAGGGCGGAGACUGCGCUGAGAGCUUCAAGGAGUUUCAUGCAAAUAACAUUCGUGACACCUUCAGACUCCUCCUCCAAAUGAGUGUCGUCACCAUGUUCGGAGCCCAAGUGCCUGUCAUUAAGGUGGGAAGAAUGGCGGGUCAAUUUGCGAAACCGAGAUCGGAAGCGUUUGAGGAGAAAGACGGGGUGAAACUCCCAAGUUACAGAGGAGAUAAUGUGAAUGGAGAUGCUUUCGAGGAGAAAACGAGAAUUCCUGAUCCUGAAAGAAUGAUAAGAUCAUACAGCCAAUCUGCUGCGACUCUCAAUCUUCUGAGAGCAUUUGCGACGGGAGGAUAUGCUGCUAUGCAAAGGGUUAGCCAAUGGAAUUUGGACUUCACGCAACACAGCGAGCAAGGAGACAGGUACCUAGAGCUUGCUCGCCGAAUUGAUGAGACCCUUGGGUUCAUGGCUGCUGCUGGCCUCACAAUGGAUCAUCCUAUAAUGAAAACAACCGAGUUUUGGACUUCACAUGAAUGUUUGUUAUUGCCCUAUGAACAAUCACUCACUAGGUUGGAUUCAACUUCUGGUCUCUACUAUGACUGCUCCGCCCAUAUGCUUUGGGUUGGUGAACGGACUAGACAGCUCGAUGGUGCUCAUGUUGAAUUUCUAAGAGGGAUUGCUAAUCCCCUUGGAAUUAAGGUAAGUGAUAAGAUCGAUCCAAAGGAGCUUAUUAGACUAAUAGAGAUCUUGAAUCCCCAGAACAAGCCAGGGAGAAUAACUGUGAUAACGAGGAUGGGAGCUGAAAAUACGAGGGCGAAACUUCCACAUCUGAUCAGGGGAGUACGCAAUGCGGGACUAAUUGUAUGUUGGGUCAGUGAUCCUAUGCAUGGAAACACCAUAAAAGCUCCCUGUGGACUCAAAACUCGCCCCUUCCAUUCCAUCAUGGAGGAGGUGAAAUCAUUCUUCGACGUGCAUGAACAAGAAGGAAGCCACCCAGGUGGGGUUCAUCUAGAGAUGACAGGUCAGAAUGUGACUGAGUGCAUUGGUGGGUCAAAGAUGGUCACCUUUGAUGAUCUCAGCUCACGCUACAACACUCACUGUGACCCCAGGCUUAAUGCUUCACAGUCUCUUGAGCUUGCUUUCAUCAUUUCUGAACGCCUCAAAAAGAAUAGGAUCGGGUCAAAUCUGAACAAUGUUUUUUCUCUAUAGAAUGGCUUUGCUCCUUUUCCUUAAGUUUUAUAUAUAUGGACGCAACCAACAAUGUUAUUGAAUAAUGUUUUGUGGAUAGGAGAGGAGAUAGGUAUAAUAGGUAGCAUGUUAAGAAAAGAGAAAUAGAGAAAUAAUUAAGGAAGAUCAAAUGACUGUUUUGUAUUAAUGAAGUAUCCAUGAAUGUUAUUAAACUUGGACAUGGACCAUUUAGAUAUAAA